Styela clava is the source of this 6891-nucleotide messenger RNA. NCBI's taxonomy places the organism in Eukaryota, Metazoa, Chordata, Ascidiacea, Stolidobranchia, Styelidae. The record is from RefSeq and is a predicted model, not a curated record.
UAGUAAAAACUUGGUCUAAAUUAAAUAGUAUUUGCAACCAGGAUAAUACAAAUCUUGUGUAAAUACAAGUACUGUCACUGUCAGUCUGCUGGACUAUCAGACUAUGCAGCAGUUUAUGUUCAAUUGUUCCGGAUUGGGAUUAUAACUGUACAAAGUUGUGAAUAUUUAGUUCACUGACUGCUUUUAUCCAUGCAAAAACAAUGAGCAACUUUUUCUCAGAAGCAGUUUUCAAGUUGUCCUGGGGCUUAGUCAAGCUGGAUAAUGUGACUGCACAGCAGGUUCGGAAAUUGCUGUCAAUGUGCCCUCGAAUUGAGAAAGGCAUUCUACGAUUGAACCAAAGAAAUUGGAACUCAAUUGUUGCUCUUGGUGUAUUUUUGAUCCAUUCUAACAUGAAGCAUAAAGACAUCAUUGUUCCAUAUUUCAUUCAACUUAUGGAAAUCUACCAUCAAUACCAUAGAAAUUGCAUAUUGGAAUUGUUAUAUGCUAAUGUACUCUCCAUUGUAACAAUUCCCACUUUAGUCGGAUUGCUUCGUGGUUUUGGUCGACCCAUAUUUGAAAAUGAACCUUUGCUUACUGCUGUUUUACCCUCAUCAAGAAAACCCAAACAAAAUAUAUUAGUGAAAGGCAACAAAACAUCGAGUUUUUCUUUCAACGGAUUUCGUGAUAUUAUGUCAGACUCUAAACAAUGUGUGAAAAGUGGAUGUCAGUUAGCGAUUGAUAUUUCUAAUCAAAUGGGAGCAACAGUAGGUGAUUUAUACAAACAACACAACAACCAAAGUGUAAACAGAAAUAAAAACUCAAAAGAUGAAAAACUGAAAUCGUGGUUCAAUGAUGAACAACAAAACGAGUUGUUAUCUAUGGUCAAUUCAACAACUGGAAUAUUUCGAAAAAAAAAUAUCAUAAUGAAUUUUUGUCUCAAAAAUUAUUUUCAAUCUCAAUGUCACAUUUACAGUUUAUACUUUUUUUUUCCAGUGCAAGGAUCACCACUGCAUGAAGAAGCUUCAAAACUAUCAGAGAGUGUUUUCACUAGUACCUAUUCCAAAAUUGUCUUCCUGCUUAAAGAGAAAGAAACGCUUUCUGCUAAAAAACUAGACCUUCUUGUCUUAAUGUGUCGAGCGUGUGCAGCAUGUCUUGAUGUAAUAUUAUUAGGAUGUAAAGAAUACAAACAAUGUCAGAGGAUAUUCGUAAAAAUGACUGAUCGCCUUCAAACUUCUGAAUCAACGAGGUUGUUCCUAGCUCAUGUUCCUUUGUUACUGAGAUGCCUAGAGGGCCUCGGUGAUGUAGUGGAGGCAUCCAAUCAACAUUUCAAACAGGUUAUUGAUACAUUGAGAGAAUUUUUUGUCAACCCUGCACCUGUGCUAAUUAAAUUAAAGAAACUCAAAGAUUCCGUAGAUUCUGGAAUCACAUCGGUUACUGGUGUAUCCGGUACUAUUCCAAGAAAGAAGAAAAAAGAUCCACUGUCACCUGUAUCAAGUCUCACAUCUGCCAACAAAGUUUUCACAAAAAUAUCAAAUAUCGAACACAAUGAAGAUCCUUAUACAUUGAUCAAGGAUGUUGCAAUUCAGAGUGUAUGUCGAGCUCUUGCAGUUGGCAUAAAAGAUGAUCCAGAAUGUGUUCCUGCUUUCAUAUCAGCGCUAUCAAAUAAGAUAUUUUCUCUGGAUGUCAACAGCAGCACCUCACAGAUUGUCAGUAUGCAUUGUGUGGAAGUUAUGAGCCGAGUUGCAGUUGCAUCAAGAGAAUGGAUAACUAACAUCACUCCACAGGUUGUUGCGACUCUUCAACGUCGGCUACAUUCACCUCCUUCAUCAUUAGAUGAUUUAAUUGUCGAUCAAUUUGCAUGUAUUGCUGUUCUUGGGGAGGAUAAGCAAUAUGAAGAAAUCCUCAACAUGCUAUUGCAGCUAUGUGUUCUUGAUAACGUCCCAGAAUCACCAGGCAGUCCUGGAGAAGUAAAGCAUAUUUCUCCUGCAAUUACAAAUGCAUUGGCCAACAUUGCUUUUCACAUUGGUAAAUCUGGACCAAGGAAUGCAAUCUGUGAUACAAAGGAGACUGCAAAAUCUGCACAAGACAACGGAAUCAGUAAUGUAUUACAAGAUCUAUUGGUCCAUCUUCUUCAACUCUUUGUUCAAACUGGUCUGGAAAGAAAGAAAAAUAUCCAACCUACUAAAGAUAAAUAUUUAACAACAGCAAGUUAUUCUGAAUCAAACUGGAGAAUACAGAACGCUGAUAACCUUGGCAUGUUGUUGCCUGUGAUUGCAGUGUUGAUGAGUCGUCUUCCACCUAUUACAUCACCAAAACCAAGAUUAUCCAAACUAUUCCGUGACUUCUGGCUAAUUGUGUUGUCUUCGAAUUUACAGAUGAACAUGCUGGUGACAUCAAAUUAUUGGCCAUUUGGAUUGGUUUCAAGCAGUUUGUCUUAUAUCAACAAAGUCACCAUUACCUCACAUUUCCUGGUGAGAUCCGUUACUUCAGAAUCAAGUAUAAUUCAGCACUGGAAAAAUUAUGCUGUUACUCAGAAUGAAUUAAUAGAGAUUCGUGCACAGAUUUUAAAAUUACUUGGAAAUCCAACUGAUAUCACAGCUCUUGUAAAUCAAAUGGAAUUUGGAUAUUGUGCUUAUCUUCUAUCUGUGUUUAAACUUGAAAGGUUGAGAGUUAAAAAUGCAGCAACGUACACAAUUGAUUGUUUAUUUCAAUAUUUGGAAGAUCCAACAGUCAGAAAAGAUAAAUCAGAAAUGUUUAAAUGCAUUCAUGCUGUGUCUGAUUACAUGUUCAAAUUAUAUCUGGACCAGUUGAGGAAGCACAAAGAAUGUGAAGAUAUUCUUGUAGACAACGCUCAAUUUCUUUUUGUUAAAUUCAACAGUCCGCAAACAAGAAUUAGAAGGACAGCGGAUAGGUAUUUGUCUCUCUUGGUUGAAAGAUUUCCUCAUGUACUUUGGAACAAGAAAGUUUUGUUUUAUAUGUUGGACUUGCUUCAAUUGUUGUCUCAAACAUCCGGGAAUGAUUUAUUCAGUGAAAUUCCUCCUCUUUGUAUUCCUGGUUCAAGAUUUACAUUUCAACUUCAAGACUCGUUGAAAUUGCGAGAAAAAAUUAUCAAAGAUUUUAAACAACAUUGUGGUGGAAUUUUAAAUGAAGCUGUAAGAUGGGCUCCAUCAUCAACUACCAGUCAUCUUCAGGACUACCUUAUCAACUAUGAUUCUGGUUUGAUCGAUUUUGAUGGUAACGCAGAUUCAUCAAGUCACAUUGGUCUCUCAUUAGCAAUUAGAACAUUAUCAGAAGCAGCUGUUGGAAAACAACAUAAUUCUAUGUUUGCUACAGCGAUGAUUAAACGAAGCAAGUAUUAUGGAGAGAUGAUGGGAAAGUUAUCGAAUGAAAACGAUUCAAAAUUGAUGUUAUCUGAAACUAUCUUCAACAAUUAUAAAUCUGCAAUCAAGAAUAUGGAUGAUGCAAAGAUAAAGAUUAGUGUCCAUCAAGCUACAGCUCUUCUGGUUAGCUGUAAAGAUGAAAAAUACAGAGACAGAAAAAUGUUACAUGUCAUAUGCUGGGCUUCUGUGGACAGAUUUCUGUCUUCCAUAAUGGAAACGUGUAUAGAUUGUUGGCAAUGGCUUCUUUCUUCAAGAUCUGAUUUGGAAAUGGAUUUCAUGGGAGAAAUGGCAUCAGCAUGGGAGGCAACAAGAGAACAAAAACUUGGAAUGUUUUGCAAAGAUGAAAAUGAGGGAGAUCCUCUGGCGGUUUCUGAAGAUAAUGUUCCCAAACCCAGACCACCUUAUGUGUUGCCACAUUUGCACUGGAUAGAGUUUCUUCAGCAAAGAUUUGAAAUGGUUAAAUACAGUAGCACCGCACAAGCAAGAGUCAUCGUCAUGUUGUUGAAUAAUUCUCUUCCAAUGUUUAUACCUGGAAAACAAAAUAAUAUGUCACGCCAUAUUGCUGCUGUCGGGGCAAGAAGUCGUCUGUUAACUUUAGGAUUUAUGAGUUUGCAAAAUAGUGAUGUCACUGUAGGAGUAUUGGAAAGAAAUAUACUUCGGGAGAGAGUGUAUUGCGCAAUGUUUGACUAUUUCUGCUGUCGACGUCAGUUUCCAACUCAAGAAUCAUCUCAACUUAGGGCUGAUAUCAACAAUACAAUGAAGUUAUGGCAUUCUGUACAUGCAGAUAAGAAAUACCUUGGCGGUGAUGCAAUAAUGGAUGCAAGAGCUGGUACUGGUAGUCUGGGAAGCAGUGCAGGACUUGCUGCUAUGCAUCCAUCUGCAUCAUUUUCGGGAAAAGGUGCUGCUUCAGACUCCAUUCCUGAUGUGCUUUCAUUAUCAAGUUUGACUGUGUCACAAGGAUGGGGAACUACGGAUGGGACACCUUAUCCUGGUUAUAGAAAUUCUAUUUCUAGACGUUCUGUCGCAGCUCCAAGCGCAAAAGGGUCAAAGAAGACUAAGAAGAAUGUCAAACAAAUAACCAAAGAUUAUAUUAAACGAAGAUCUCUGCUCAUGUAUCUAUUAACUGCUGAAUUGGAACAUUUAAUAACAUGGUACAAUCCUACUGCUAAUCCUGAUAGCAUGAUUGAAUGGGAAUCAACUGUGUCAGCAUGGAGAACACAGGGGGCUUCUAUGUUACGUAGACAAUCUGCUGCUCGUCGACUUGAGGGACCGAUGACGUCGUUAAAUAAUGUUGAAAUUUCUGACAGACAGUUGAAAGAUCUUGUACAACAUGCAUGGCAUGUGUCACCUAUACUCGCUGUUUAUUUACCAGACAGACUGAGAAAUUCUGAAGUUAUUGUUCGUGCUGUGACAAACUUGGUUCGAAAAAAUCCAGCCACGAUAGAAUGUUGUCCAGAAGGUAUGAAAUACCUAGUCUCAAAUCAGUCGUUGGAGAGUGAUUCUCAAGAACUCGUUCAUGCUUUGACAUGGUCACUUGGAACACCUAGCACAGCACUAUCUUAUUUUUCAAGGUUAUUCAGCCCACAUCCUUAUACAGCACAAUACGCAGUCAAGGUUUUAAGAGGUUUUCCACCUGAAGCUAUCUUAUUCUAUAUUCCUCAAUUGGUCCAAGCUGUAAGAUAUGACACCAUGGGAUAUGUCAAAGAAUACUUAGUGUGGGCUGCAAAGAAAUCACAGAUACUGGCUCAUCAAAUUAUAUGGAAUAUGAAAACAAAUGUCUAUCUGGAUGAAGACUCUCAAAAUAAGGAUCCAGAUAUUGGUGACACUCUUGAAGGAUUGAUCAGAACAAUCAUCGAUAAUCUGUCAGGACCGGCUCGUGAUUUCUACAAUCAUGAGUUUAAUUUUUUUGAUGAAGUUACAAAUGUGUCGGGAAUUAUUAAACCUUAUCCUAAAGGACCAGAAAGAAAACAAGCUUGUCUCGAAGCGCUUGCUAAUAUUCAGGUAUCAGCUGAAAGUUACCUUCCGAGUAACCCAGAAGCACUGGUUGUUGAUAUCGACAGAAAAUCUGGAAUUCCUCUACAAAGUGCGGCAAAAGCACCUUAUUUAGCAAAGUUUCUUGUCAAAGAAUGUGGAAUCAAUGAAAUUGAGAAAAAGGCCCUAGGGCAUAAAACAGAAAAGGAAUCUAAAAAUGAUGGGAAUCUUGUGUGGAAAGCAGCUAUUUUCAAAGUUGGUGAUGAUUGUAGACAAGACAUGCUCGCUUUACAAAUCAUCGAACUUUUUCAAAAUAUAUUUAAACAGGUCGGCUUGGACUUGUAUUUGUUUCCUUAUCGAGUUGUAGCUACGUCACCAGGAUGUGGAGUAAUUGAAUGUAUUCCUGAUAGUAAAAGCAGAGAUCAACUAGGAAGGCAAACUGCAAUUGGAAUGUAUGAAUACUUCCGUAAUGAAUAUGGAAAUGAAAAUUCAGCAGAAUUUCAGAGAGCUCGAAGAAAUUUUAUUAAAAGUGUUGCAGCUUACAGUGUCGUCUUAUUUUUACUUCAGAUUAAGGAUCGACACAAUGGUAACAUCAUGCUUGAUAAAGAAGGACAUUUAUUGCAUAUUGAUUUUGGAUUCAUGUUUGAAAGUAGUCCUGGUGGUAAUUUAGGUUGGGAACCUGAUAUCAAAUUGACUGAAGAGAUGGUAAUGAUCAUGGGUGGAAAGAUGGAUGCUCCUCCAUUCCAGUGGUUUAUGGAACUUUGUGUGCGAGCUUAUCUGACGAUUCGUCCAUAUCGUGAAGACAUUGUAUCUCUUGUUGCACUGAUGCUUGAUACAAGUCUACCUUGCUUUCGGGGAAAUACAAUCAAACUUCUUAGAACAAGAUUUGCACCAUCAGCCUCAUCAAAAGAAGCUGCCCAGUAUAUGGUAAAAAUUAUUCGAGAUUGUUUCCUCAGUAAAUGGAGCAGAACUUAUGAUAUGAUUCAGUAUUAUCAGAACCAAAUACCUUACUAUUAACAGUAUCAUUUACAGCGUCGUCAAAAGGGCUGGGCAUUUUCAAAUACCUGGAGGGAAUUGAUUAUUUUUUUUGAAACGAAUCUUGAAUACUUAGGAGAUAUGUCAUUGUAUGUGAUUUUUUGUUGUAAUGAAUCCUCCAGACACAUAAAUUACUAAAAUCAUAGAAUCUAUCACUCGUACUGUUUGCUUACCGAUCCGAAUAAUUAACUAUUGGAUUCAAAAUGCCCAGUCCUUGUCAUCAAAAUAUACAUGACAUAUGUAAAAUGUAACCCGGAUGUGUAUGGACUAUGUAAUAGGUUGCAUAUGUCUGAUUGCUUAGUUUAAUCACGUAACUGCUUCUAAACCUAACUGUUUAAUCAUUUGCAAUACAUCAGGGCACAGUUAAUUCUCUUUACUCCACUGCAAAAUCUAACUAAUUUUAUUUAAUUAAUAAUGUCACACACUUAGUUCAAAAGUAUAUGCUUCUUUUAUUUUGUGCAAUAUGUACACGGUAAUAAUAUUCUGGUUUUAUCUUUUUUUUCAAUAUAUCCAGAUAUAAGUAGAG